AUGGCAGACGAAGUGUUUGAAGACCAAGACCAAUCGCUGAAUGCAGUAGCUCUACGUUUACAGAAGGUAUCGAUAAAGAAUAGAGAAAGAAGACCGUCAGACGAUCUGAUACCUGAUGUUAAUGUACUGCAAGACUUGGAGGAACAUGCCAAGACCAUCUCAUCCAAUCUUGACAUGACUUUGCGUGAUUUGAGGGGUGGGUUUUUACGAUAAUUGUACGGUAAUCAACAGUACAUUAGCGUUACUGCUUUUUUUUAUGUUACAGUCGAUCUUUUUUAUAAUGACACGUCUCUUAUAGGCCUUCUACGUGGAGUUAGUGACUUAUCAGUGGAGUCAAUUCAAGUUUUCAAUCAAGUGAUUUGUGGCACUUGUGAAUCUGUUGACUCUGUCAUUCGGUCUUUUUACACUGUAAGUCACUAUAGUUUUAUGUACUUUUGAUGAAAUUUUGAGCUUUUUAUUGUAAUAUGGUUUACAGAUGGUCGCCAAAACUGAAGAACUCAAUGGCACUAUGCUAACUGUACAAAAGUUGGCUCGACAAAUGUAAGCUUGUUUAUAUAUAUAUAUAUAUAUAUUACUUUUGCAUUUUUUCAAGCUAUUUUAACAAAAAAGGUAGUUCUUGUUAGAAUUAAUCUUGGUUUUGCUUUGACAAAAAACCAUUUGUCUAGCUACUAUAACAUAUUCGUUUUAGUAACGAAAUCAAACGACUGGUCGACCAGUUCGAAGCUCAAUUCGUGGACGUGCAAUCUGCCUAA
Bursaphelenchus okinawaensis is the source of this 752-nucleotide messenger RNA. NCBI's taxonomy places the organism in Eukaryota, Metazoa, Nematoda, Chromadorea, Rhabditida, Aphelenchoididae. The record is from the annotation of a GenBank genome assembly.